AUGUAUGCGGAAGACCAGUUGCGAGCGCGCGAAUUUGUGGAACUUCAUGAUCAAGUUCAGACUAGCGUCAAUCUACUGGACUCGUUGGAGACUUUCCUAUCAACGUUCCAGAAGGACCUUUCUGCUGUUUCCGGCCAAAUAUCCAACCUGCAGGACAGAAGCAAGGACAUUGACAACCGACUGAAGAGCCGGAGGAGGAUAGAGAAACCCCUCGCCAACCUCGUCGUCGAUCUCUGUAUACCCCCGGCGCUGGCGACGCUCAUACUAGAUACCUGUGUCGGCGAAGACUGGAUACCUGCCAUCGUCGAGUUUGAGCGGAGGCUGGACACUCUCAAGCUCAGAGUUCGCGUCAAGGCUGCGCGAGACUUGUCAGAGGUUGCGGAGGGCCUGCGGAUAGUGGCCGCCACCAAACUGCGAACUUUCUUCCUGGCGCUGCUAGAACCUAUACGGACAAGCAUGACUACGAACCUGCAAGUCAUACAAUCAUCUGUAUGGAUGAAGUACAGGCCACUUUACACCUUCCUGCAACGGCACGCACCCAACGUCGCACACGAGGUGCAGCGUGCGUACGCCGCCGCCGUCCGUACUUAUUUUGAGACCGGGUUCAGGCGCUACCUCAGAGGCCUGAGCUGGAUCAAGGCCCGGACAAUAGAGAGAGCGGACAACAUUGCCCAUGCUCCCGGCGAGUCCCCAGACCCAGAAACGGACCCCACACGUCUAUCGUACGCUCGUGUAGACGGUCCAAGUGUUGUCAUGGCGUACAUGGCAGACGACAAGAACCAUAAAGAGCCUCUGGAAGCUCUCGUCCGCUCGGCGUUGCUUGUCCUCAUGGAUAACGCGACUGCAGAGUACUCCUUUAUCACGACGUUCUUCGCCCACGAGCCUCGGCCGUCGAUGCAGAGCAAGGACUCGAGCGGGUCCAUCAUGUCUCCCCCACUCCUGUCGCCGACAAACGGCGAGUUCGAGGACAUGCGCUCCAAUCCGGGAUCCGACUUCGGCGGCGAGAGCGUGGCGCCGCGCAAACGGCUCACCAGUAUCACCAGCGUCAUGAGCACAGGCCCGCAAGAGCCGUCCGCAAAGGAAGAGCUCGCGGCGCUCAACACGCUCUGGAAGCAGGUCAUGGACCCCGUCCUCGACUACUGUCAGACGUUCAUCCAGAACGCGCUGGAGCCCGCGCCGCCCGUCGUCGUGCUGCUGACCAUGAUCCGCCUCACCGAGGACGUCGUCGCUGAGGUGCAGCGGCGCAACUGCGGCCCGCUCGAGACGUUCGUGUUCGCCAUUCGCCUCAAGAUGUGGCCCGCGUUCCAGAAGCUCAUGGCGGACCACAUCGACUCGCUCAAGAAAUUCGCCGAGGGAGCGUCCGCGGGCUACUUCCGGCGGGGCACGACGACCGAUGCUGCCGUUUCAAGUAUCUGCAAGCGAUACGUCGCGGUGUUCAACUCGUUCAUUGCGCUCACUGAUCAGGCGGAAGAAACGAUGAUUUUCUCCAACCUCUUGCGCCUGCGCCAGGAGCUAUCGAAGCUGAUCGUGACCCACACGGACAAGCAAACCGACCCCGCGGCCAAAGCACGCGCGCUGUGCAAGUUUUAUGAGAAGCUGCUCCAGGGGCUCAGCAACGGGCCUCACCCGACAAGCCAUCCCAAAGCGCAGAGCGAGCUCGCAUACUGGCGCCAACGCGAUGAGGAGGCACGCAGGCGCGUCGCGUCGACGCAUGCAGGCCGCAGUUAA
Molecule: messenger RNA, 1728 nt
Organism: Trametes versicolor FP-101664 SS1
Lineage: Eukaryota; Fungi; Basidiomycota; Agaricomycetes; Polyporales; Polyporaceae
Product: Vps52-domain-containing protein
Exons: 10
Coding region: 1-1728 (575 amino acids)
Biological process (GO): Golgi to vacuole transport; endocytic recycling; retrograde transport, endosome to Golgi
Cellular component (GO): GARP complex
Molecular function (GO): syntaxin binding
Source: RefSeq, a predicted model, not a curated record